CCUCGUCAGACUUUGCGACAAGGCGUCAUCAGAAAUCGACAGACAGAGCAGACCGAUGGCUCCCGUCGUCAAGCCUCAACCGUAUUAAAUACUAUUUUAAUUUUACUGCAGCUUUGGUGGAGUGGUACUAUGUCUUCGGGGAUGACUGGGCAAACACCGUGCCUAACCAGCCGAUGGGAUAAGACAGCACAACCUAAACAGAGUGUAGAUGUGAGGCAGCAGAGGAGUAGUGAAAAUGCAACCCACUCAGUCUCUUUAUCAGGAGUCGUUGGCACUGCUGGCAAAGCUUCCCAGUCACCACAAACAGGAGAAAAGCCAGUGCCUCAGGGAGGAGUUGAAAUGGCUGCAGCCAUGGCUGCUAAAAUAAAUGCCAUGUUAAUGGCAAAAGGAAAGCUGUUGACACCUCCACCAUUACUUGCAAAGAUGCCUCGAAGUGUGCCUGUGCCAAAUACUAUAGAAGAAAUGGUUGUCACAGAGGUCGACAUAAACGAUGUACCGAUAAAUUGCAGAAAUGUUCUUACUAAAGGCAAAACACAGGAGGAGAUCCGACAGGUUAGUGGAGCAGUCGUCUCAACAAAAGGCUAUUACAUGUCUGACAUUGAAAAAGGCAAACCAGGACAAAGACCGUUGUAUUUGCAUGUCCAGGGAAAGAGCCAAGACCAGGUCAAUAAGGCUGUGCUGAGGAUAAAGGAGAUAAUUUCUGAGGACCUGUUGAGGGCCUCGGCAGCAUCAGGAGGACAACAGGUGCCUGUAAUGCCUCCGCUCACACUUUACCCACAGCCUCCUCGACCUGUCAUUACCUCACCCGUGCCACGGAUGCCCAACACAAAUUCAGUGCCAGGACAUCGGCCUGCAGCUCCUCAUUCAGGGAGUUUUGUGCACACAAAAAUAUUUGUGGGUCUGGACCAGGCGUUGCCCUCUUUCAACGUUAAUGAAAAGGUUGAAGGUCCAGGAGGUUCGUACCUGAGUCAUAUCCAGGUGGAGACAGGGGCUCGAGUCUUUCUCAGGGGAAAGAGUUCUGGCUACAUCGAACAAGCAUCAAAACGAGAGUCUUUUGAGCCUCUUUAUGUCUACAUCAGCCACCCGAAUUCAGUUGGAUUGGAGUCGGCGAAGAAACUCACUGAAAGUCUGCUGGAAACUGUGAGGGAGGAAAAUGCCCGGAUGACAUCGAUGUACACAUCCACCGGCUCAACACAACCAUACGCAGCACAUGGAUUUCAACCUAAUAGCAAUUACUCUAGCCAGGGAUCCUGGUAUAACUACCCAGCAAAUGGGUAUGCUGGAGGCUAUUCAGCGUACUCAGGAGCCAGUGGUUAUUGGAGUAAUGCAAAUGGUCCCCCAAGUCAUUCUAACAUGUCGACAAACCCUCCAUCUUCUCAGGCAAUGGUUCAGUAUCCGGUGUGUCCUAGGAAACCACAUCCCUAUCUCGACCAGGAUUCUGGCAGCAGUGAGACAGUGGAGCCUGAAGGAUGUUUAAACACCCCUCCUGACUCAGGAAGUCCCAGACGUCAUUUCCAGGAGGGGUCAAAGGAAGAACAGCCUAUCAGCAGAUCUCCAGAGGGUCCGGCUCAUCAAGAGUCUGCACUUCCUGCCUCCAGUGUUGGAGUGGAGAAAGUAGUAGAAAGGAUUCUGAUGCCUCCGCCGCCACCUCUCUUUGUGGCUCCUGCCCCUGUUGCACGCAAAAGGCCGAGAGACACGGAAGAUCCAGUCACCCUGCCGGGCAUCGUCGUGCCAAUGGGUGCUCAAGAGGAGGUGGGCGAGAAGAAGUCGAAAGUGGAAGACGAUACAUCGGGGCUAGUGCCCUACGGAGGAGACUCCUCCGAUGAAGAGGAGGAGAGGACACGCAGCAGUAAGACCGAUAACUCAUAACCCCUGCCCCACCCCAUCCCCACUGUCCAGGAUACCCACAGACCCAAAGUCUACUUCAGUAUAUCAACACUUCUCAAACACCAUAGAAGGAAAAAUCCACCCUCAGUUUCAGUUUUUUGACUAUACCAGUGUUUUGCUAUUUUCUUUUACCCCUUUUACUACAAAGAACGAAAACAUUGACCUUUUACAAGCUAAGUUUGACAUUGUUUUCUUUCCAUCCAUUCAUCUCUGUAUGGCACUUAAGAGACACUUGUUUGAAAUUCCUGGUACCACUUUAUGUACUGACAUCAUUAAAUGACUUAAAAGCCAGGUGACCAAGCUUCCUACACUGUCAGGUUGACAAUCUUUUAUAUAGCAUUAAUGUAACGUACAGAUGAUUAGUAGUAAACAGGCUGAAGAUGGGAAAAACCACUGGUAGGGUCUUUGCAUUGUCACCGGUUUCUGAUGUUUGGUGUUGGUUUUGCUUUGUGUACUUCUGUUUCAGUUAGUCUUUUAAAAAUUUCUCCCAGAAUGCCUUUCUCUACCCCCUCACACAAUGGGUAUGAACCUAUUGGUUUUAGUAUAGGUGGGGAUAUUUGCAUUUAUGCCCACCUAAUAAAGAAACUAGAUAUAGAAAUAUCCCACCAACUAGUUAAUUGUGCGUAUGUUUGCAGCCACGACUUAUAAAGUGAAGCCCAUCGUGUGGCAUCAUGCUCAAUAGGGAAUUUUGAGGUUAUGGUUUUAGAAAAUACAAAUCUUUUUUCCAGUGUUUUUCUCCUUUGUGUUAUUGCUGACUUGAUAGAAGCCUGAAAACGUACACUUACAAUGUCUUAAAUGGCAAAGACAUUUUCUGUUAACAAAAAAAAUAUAUAUAUCACUAUUAAACACAAUAUUCACUUUUAACAGUGUAGAAGUAUUCAGGGUGGAUUUUUCCUUUUUUUAAGAUGUACUAUUUUAUUACUAUAAAUGGAUUUUUAUUUCUUAAAACACUUUUUCAAAGCAUAUUUUUGUUCAUCUAAAACAAGCCCCUUAUUUCCCUUUUGAAUUUAAACACUUGGUCUGCUGCAAUUACUGAUGCUAAAAAUACAUAUUGUAAAAUUAAGUUAACUUUUUUUCUUAUCUUGGAAAAUGGUGUGUGCCUAUUCCCGUGGAAUACUAUAAUAAAAACACCUGAAAACCCCUUA
Messenger RNA from Cottoperca gobio, 3032 nucleotides. RefSeq names its product KH homology domain-containing protein 4-like. Gene Ontology annotation, cellular component: nucleus. The transcript is spliced from 14 exons. Gene Ontology annotation, molecular function: RNA binding. The coding region runs from base 130 to 1869 and encodes 579 amino acids. Lineage: Eukaryota; Metazoa; Chordata; Actinopteri; Perciformes; Bovichtidae. The record is from RefSeq and is a predicted model, not a curated record.